Sus scrofa (pig) is the source of this 4805-nucleotide messenger RNA. It is a transcript of the gene APOBR, whose product is annotated as apolipoprotein B receptor. The record is from RefSeq and is a predicted model, not a curated record. Lineage: Eukaryota; Metazoa; Chordata; Mammalia; Artiodactyla; Suidae. Gene Ontology annotation, cellular component: membrane. Gene Ontology annotation, biological process: triglyceride metabolic process; lipid transport. Gene Ontology annotation, molecular function: very-low-density lipoprotein particle receptor activity.
ACAGGUACCCUUGAGUCCCCUGUUUGAUGUGCACCCAUUUCCCAGCCUGGACUGGAAGCAGCUGUGGGCAUUACGGAAAGUGGGCAGGGCUUGGGGUGGGGAUGUGUGAGGGAGAGACAGGGGAAGAGGAAGUGUCUUGGGUCCUGGGGAAGCCUGGCUUGUCUUGGUGGGUGGGGACGGUCACUGUCAGCCUUCUGGACACACAGACAGAGACAGACAGGAUGGAUUUCCUCCGGCUACAUCUCCCUGGGCUGCAUCAGGCCUUGAGGGGGGCACUGGAUUCUUUCAGCACCUUUGUCUCCUACCUUCUAGGAGAUGAAGUCCCCACAGCAGAGAGGAGGGAGGCAUGGGCAGCGGAAGAACUGGGGGAAGUGGCUGCAGGAAGGCUGGGGAGGAUGGUAGAGGAGGAAGCCCAGGAGGCCCUGGAGGGCCUUGGAGGCAGCCAAAGCAAGGGGGAGAGAGGGCUCAGAGGCACUGGAGAGGCUGGAAGAUGCCCAGAGGGAAGCUCGGCUACCGAACAGACCUGGGGUGGGGGAGAAGGCAGCUCCCAUGGGGCUCAAGCAGAUAGGCAGGACACUGGGGCCUGGGAGGCAGCCAAGGCCACCAGAUGCCAGGAGUUCAGUGUCCCCUUGGAGGCCAGAAAGAAGCCUGAGGCAGGUUCUGAGGCUGGUCGAGACAGGAGGAGCCAAUCCCAGGAGAGCCAGAAGGCUGAUGAGCAGGAAGUGAACAGAAAGGAGACACCGAGAACCUGGGAAUGGGAGGAAGAGGAAGAGUUCAGAGCAGCAGAGCCAGGGGUGGCCAGAGGGGCGGAGUCAGAGUGGACCUGGCAUAAGGAGCCUGAGGGGAAGGCCGGUGCUGAUGGGCAAAAGGUGGCGGGGGAUGACGAUGGGUCAGAGCAGGUGGUCAAGGAGGCAGCUGCAGAGGAGGUCCGGGGGCCUGGGGACAGAGGGGCUGGAAGGGAAGAAGAGGUGGUUGUGGUGAGCGGUGGCCAAAGCACAAGGGCACAGGGGACACAGGAGGCAGGGGCAGAAUCUGAGGAUGGGGGAACCUCAGGCAGGGAGGAGCCUGGGACAAUCUCAAGCAGAGAGGAGGCCGGAGCAACCUUGGGCAGAGAAGAGGCUGGGGAAACCUCGGGCAGAGAGGAGGCCGGGACAAUCUCGGACAGAGAGGAGGCUGGGACAAUCUCGGACAGAGAGGAGGCUGAGACAACCUCAGGCAGAGAGGAGGGCAGGACAAUCUCGGGCAGGGAGGAGGCCGGGACAAUCUCGGACAGAGAGGAGGCUGAGACAACCUCAGGCAGAGAGGAGGGCAGGACAAUCUCGGACAGAGAGGAGGCUGAGACAACCUCAGGCAGAGAGGAGGGCAGGACAAUCUCGGGCAGGGAGGAGGCCGGGACAAUCUCGGACAGAGAGGAGGCCGGGACAAUCUCGGACAGAGAGGAGGCUGAGACAACCUCAGGCAGAGAGGAGGGCAGGACAAUCUUGGGCAGGGAGGAGGCCGAGACAAUCUCGGGCAGAGAGGAGGCCAGGGCAAUCUCGGGCAGAGAAGAGGCCAGGGCAGCUUCGGGCAGAGAGGAGGCUGGGACAAUCUCGGACAGAGAGGAGGCUGAGACAACCUCCGGCAGAGAGGAAGCCAGUACAACCUCAGGCAGAGAGGAGACUGAGACAAUCUCAGGCAGAGAAGAGGCCGGGGCAACCUCGGGCAGAGAGGAGGCUGGGACAAUCUCGGGCAGGGAGGAGGCUGAGACAACCUCCGGCAGAGAGGAGGCCAGUACAACCUCAGGCAGAGAGGAGGCCGAGACAAUCUUGGGCAGAGAAGAGGCCGGGGCAACCUCGGGCAGAGAGGAGGCUAGGACAAUCUCGGACAGAGAGGAGGCUGAGACAAUCUCGGGCAGGGAGGAGGCUGACCUUCUCGCAGUCAACGAGACAGAACAUGGGGCAUUCCCAGGAGAAAGGACCUCCAUGGGGACUGGGAGAGCCUGGGCCCUAGAGGAGACCUGCAAGGGAGACCAGAGGUGGGAGGUGGAUGAGCCCAGAGAGGCUGAGGUGAGCCUGUUCCCCGAACAGACACAGGCCCUGGGAACUGAGGGAGUGUUAGAAGCAGCUAGGGAGCAGAGAGCAGGGAGCGAGGGUGAGGAAGGCCAGGGGUCAGAGGGGCUGCUGGGGGAGGGCCUGGAGGUCCAGGCAGAUCAAGCUGAGGAAGAAGCCCCAGGGAGGCAAGAUGCAGAGACUGGGGCCUCUCAAGCCAGCCUCCAGGAGGUGGUGCAGGCAGAGGAAGCCAAGCAGCCUGAGGAAAGUUGCUGGGCCGCAGAGGCUGAGCUGCUCCAGGACGAAGUGGCAAAAGAGGCUGAAGGUGCAGCUGACUCGGAGAAAACCCCAGAGGCCAGGCCCCAGGAGUUCAGCAGGGAGAGGGGAGAGGAGGAGGCUCAGAUGGGGGUAGAAGCACUGGAGGCAGAGUGGGGGGGCCUUGAGCACGAGGUCACAGAAAACCAAGAACCUGAGCUGGUAGGAGGUCCCCAGGCCCCAGGGGAGCAACCUGAGGGAGGGCAGGUGGGUCAGGAAGAGCUCUGGAGUAUUCCAGCCCCGGGCAAGGAAGAGACAGAGAGGAUCCUGGAGGAAUAUUCUAGGAAUGCAGGGGAUGUCGAGCCCAAUAGCUCAGUGGUGGAAGCCUGGGGAAACAGCCAAAGAAGGGAUGAGGAGAGAGGGAAUUCCCAGGAGGAAGAUGAGGAUGCUGAGGAUGGGAUGGAGGAGGCUGUGGGAGGCCAGGCUGUGGCUGAGGCUGAAAGAGGCCGAGAAUCUGCGCCACCAGACAUCCUGGAGGCAGCCGAGGAGUGCGUGACAGCAAAGGAAGCCUGGCACGGAGCAGAGGAGGGCGAGGCCCUGGGAGCAGAGAACCAGGGGCUGGGUGGAGGGCAUGGGCCAGCAGCAGGGACCAGCCCGUCCCCAGGAGAGUCAGAUGCUGGAGAUACCAGGGAGGGGGAGGGGGAGGCGGUCGUGCCCUGGGGGGCAGACAGAACAUUCAGGAGUGGCUGGAGGCUCCAGGACAGCAAGGACACGGAGGCAAAUUCUUUGGCUGCCCAGAAUGUGGAGGACAGGGCCGCUUUGGAUGGAAGAGCGCCUGGGGCUGGGGAAGGGCCUGAAAGAGAGGCCAGGGAAGCAGGUGGGAGAGGCUGGGACUCCGAAGGGAGAGCGGAAUCUGGUGGAGGUGAAGAGCUGGUGGAGGCUGCAGAGGGUGAGAAGCGAGGCUGGCAGGAGUUUGGCCUGGAGGGCUCCGCAGAGAAGGGGGUGCCUGGCAGGGGUGGCCAAGUAGAGGCUUUUGAGGCCACGGAGGGCGAGCCUGACCGGGAGCAGGUGGAGCCUGGGGCGUUUGCAGUGGCAGAAGAAAGCUGUGGGCUGGUGGAUGUUACUUCAGGCUUCCAGGCGUGGAGGGCAGAGGGCCUCCCAGGAGGCCAGAUACUCUGGGAAGAAAAGGCUGGGGGCUGGCAAGUGAGGGAACAGGGGCCAGGUGGUGAGGGGCAGCCUGGGGACCAGCCCCCUGAGGGAGAGGCACAAAGACCUCUUGACAUGGAGGAUGUCCAAGACCAAAAGGCAGAGGCUGAGAAUGAUCCAGAAGGCCUGGAGGAUAUGCAAGUCCAAGAGGACCAGUGGACAAACCAGGACCUUGCAGAGGCCGAGCCUGGACCGUGUAGCGAGGCUGCAGGGAGCGCCGCAGGGGAUGCUCACGGCACCUGGAGUGAGGCCCGGCUCCCUGGGUCUCGCCUGGAUGUCUCCAUCCCGAGGAGCCGGGUCUUUCUCUCCCGAAGCGCCUCACAGCGCCGCUCCCGGCCCUCUUUCCGGCGGUCCCUGGCCCCCGAGCAGCAGGAGGAGCCUCCCAGCCCCCCACCAGAAGAGGAGCUGCCAGCCUCCGAGCAGAGACUUCUCCAGCCAGAGAACACCCCAGAGCCAAGCCCCCCAAGGUCCGAAGGGACCCCGUUGCCAGCUAGGAGAAGGCCCCUGGGACAGGGGUUUGGCCUCGGGCAUCCCGGCAUGAUGCAGGAACUGCGGGCCAGGCUGGGCCAGCCAAAGACCCAGUGACCAGGACUUGAGACUCUGGGGGGGCCACACCCUGAGCAAGGCUCCAAAGGCUGUGUGGAUCCCUGCUCAGCCUGGCUCCCUCUGCCAUUUGUGAUGCAUCCUUCCCACCUUCUGGGCCUUAGUUUCUUGGCGUGGCCUCCACGGAGCAGAAAGAACCAGAUCUCUUCAAAAACCAUGAACGCAGGGAGUCUGACUCUCCAGUGCGGCUGAUGGACCACGGCUCUGCCUGGAAUCACCUCUCUCUGAUGUCCUGCCUUGACCACCGCCCCCAGCCUGUGUCAGGGGCCUGGAGGGCUGAGAGGGGACGGAGACAGGUCCCCAGAGGAAGGGGUCAGGAAGCCCAGGGGAACGCCAUUUGUAAGCAAAAGCUGAUGGGAAGCCGACCAGCCGUCUUGAGCUUCCAAAGUGGGAGCUCAGACUUGGAAGUCUGCUGGUUACUAUGGCAACCACCAGCUGAAGUAGCCAGAGUGGGGGGCAGGGGAUGCAGGCCAGGAACCCCCCAAAAGUAGGAGCAGAGGAGUCCAGGGUGGUCAGAAGCUGCAGACAUUCCAGGCCCCCAUGGGUGUCAGGCACCCCUUCUCCAAAAAGAAGCCGAGGCAGAGAGAGGGUGAGAGUGCUUUAUUAAUGCACCCAGCAUGGCUGCCUAGUCUGAGGAUGACUAGCAGGCCCCCAAACAAUAAAUAAACCAUCAUUUCCCUGAACAAUAAAUAAAUAUCCAAGAAAUAAAUAUCA